This is a messenger RNA of Stylophora pistillata, 689 nucleotides long. Its product is annotated as putative skeletal organic matrix protein 5. The record is from RefSeq and is a predicted model, not a curated record. NCBI's taxonomy places the organism in Eukaryota, Metazoa, Cnidaria, Anthozoa, Scleractinia, Pocilloporidae.
GUCCCUUCUCUUCUUGCAAGGAGCAGUACGACAUAGGGAAGUCGAGACGAAGCCAAGUGUAUCCGCUGAUGUUUGUUUCACAAAAGAUUCCUGUUUACUGUCACAUGGGAAACUUUGGAUGUGGUGGUGGAGGAUGGACGCUGGCCAUGAAGAUUGACGGCGCACAGAGAACCUUUCAUUACAAUUCCCAUUUCUGGCGCAACAGAAAUACAUAUAACCUUGCUGGAGGCAGGACUGGCUUUGAUUUACAACAGACCAAGUUGCCGACCUGCUGGAACACACCUUUCUCCAAGAUCUGCCUCGGUAUGAAGAUUGGUCAUCAGCUAAGGUUCAUUGUCAUCAACAGGCACGCCAACUCACUGUACUCACUGAUCGCUGACGGGAAAUACCGCGCCACCUCACUGGGUCGUAACGCAUGGAAGUGGCUGAUUGGCUCACAGGCCUCCUUGCAGCCCUACUGCAACAGGGAAGGAUUUAAUUCCGUGAGUGGAUCUGAUUCCCUUGCAUCCAAAGGAAGGAUCGGAAUUAAUGCCAAUCAACAGCACCACUGUAAUUCUUGUGACUCCAGAAUCGGGUUUGGCACUGGAGGGUGGUACGAUGACUCAAACACCUGUGGCAACGAAGCGUCGCACUCGGCAGAUAAUGGAAACAAGUACAUCAAAGCCAUGGGGUACAUCUUGGUACAGUGA